This is a messenger RNA of Manduca sexta (tobacco hornworm), 3329 nucleotides long. RefSeq names its product heat shock protein 68. The record is from RefSeq and is a predicted model, not a curated record. Gene Ontology annotation, cellular component: cytoplasm. The transcript has 2 exons. Gene Ontology annotation, biological process: protein refolding; cellular response to unfolded protein. Bases 246 to 2171 code for a protein of 641 amino acids. Lineage: Eukaryota; Metazoa; Arthropoda; Insecta; Lepidoptera; Sphingidae. Gene Ontology annotation, molecular function: ATP binding; misfolded protein binding; ATP-dependent protein folding chaperone.
UGUAACGUCUCGAAAUUCCAUGAUCCAUUACCUGACAUCACUGUCAGAUGUUUAUCAACGCUGCGCGCUGAUUGGUCGGAACAUUCCCGACAUCGAAGCUUCUCGAAUCUAAUUGGCCGAACAUAUAAAUACUCCCCGGCGCGGCAAACCAGCAGUAUUCGAAACGUCGCGUUCCAUAUUUGAAUUCGUAUAAGUCGCCAAAUCACGUUCGAAUUUUGAAUUCGUAUUUCGAAUUGGAAUUCAAAAUGGUCGCGAUCGGAAUUGAUUUGGGGACUACGACGACUUGCGCGGCUGUGUGGAGGGACGGAAGUGUUGAAAUAAUACCAAACGAACACGGAAACAGGACGACGCCAUCUUACGUUGCGUUUACGGAGACACAAGCGUUAGUAGGUGAGUCAGCAUUCCACCAGGCAUCUUUGAACCCUAGAAAUACUGUCUUCGCCACUAAACGUCUUAUAGGACGGCGGUACGAUGACAUCGGGGUUCAAAUGCACCUCCGCCAUUUUCCUUUCAAAGUCAGCAAUGUCAACGGUAAGCCUAUAAUCUCAGUCGAAUACAAAAAUCAAGUGAAACAGUUCACUUCGGAGGAAAUAAGCAGCUUCAUACUUUUCAGGGUGAAAGAGAUAGCGGAAUCGUAUUUAGGCGUGAAAAUUAGCAAGGCAGUGAUAACAGUUCCCGCGUAUUUCAACGAUUCGCAACGGCAAGCGACGAAGAACGCGGGCGUGAUAGCUGGGUUCCAAGUUUUGAGGGUCACGAACGAGCCAACUGCAGCAGCGCUUGCCUACGGCUUGGACAAGAACUUACAAGGUCAAAAUAUAAUGGUUUACGAUCUAGGCGGAGGGACUUUCGACGUCUCAAUUCUGAGCAUAAAAGAUGGCGUGUUCGAAGUGAAAGCUACUGCCGGAAACACGAAUUUAGGUGGCGAAGAUUUUGAUAAUAGACUUGUAGCUUAUUUCAUUGAGGAUUUUAGAAAGAAGUACAAUAUAAAUAUAACCAACCAUAAAUCUGUGAGAAGGUUGAAAUGUGCUGCGGAGAGGACGAAAAAGUUUUUGACAUCGGCAUCAGAGGCUUCAGUUUUAGUCGACUCGGUUUACGACGGAAUAGAUUAUACUGGAAAGAUCUCUAGAACUCUAUUCGAAGAGUUGUGCUCUGAUCUUUUUAAUGACACGCUUAAGCCUAUACAGCAAGCGCUGACUGACGCUAGACUGGGCAAAAGUGAUAUAAACAAAGUCAUUCUUGUAGGAGGAAGUACCAGGAUCCCAAAAGUGCAGAGGAUGUUAUACGACCUCUUUGAAGGGAGAGUGACGGCGUCUUUAAAUCCUGAUGAAGCAGUAGCACACGGCGCCGCAAUCCAGGCAGCAAUACUUAGUGGUGAACGACAUGAGAAAAUACAAGACUUACUUCUAAUAGACGUCGUGCCUUUGUCGCUAGGCGUUGAGACAUCCAGAGGCGUUAUGUAUAAAAUAGUAGAGCGGAACACGUCUAUUCCAUGUCGGUUAACUAAAGACUUAACGACUUUAGACGACUAUCAAAACACAAUGACAAUAGAAAUCUUUGAAGGCGAAAGAAGUUUGACCAAAGACAAUAAUUUGCUUGGAGUUUUUGAUCUAAGAGGCAUACCACCUGCUCCAAGGGGAGUCGCCAAAGUUGACAUUACUUUUGAUAUAGACGCCAAUGGUAUUCUCAGUGUCACAGCGGAAGAUCGAAGUACGGGCCAUAAAAAUGGUAUUAUAAUAAAAAAUGAGAAUAGAUUGAGUCAGCAAGAGAUCGGGAAGAUGAUAGCAGAUGCUGAACUCUUUAGAGAAGAAGAUAGAGAGAACAAAAGAAAAUUAGAGUCUAGAAAUCAGUUGGAAACCUAUAUAUUCAACAUAAAGAAUACAGUCAAAGAAAACAAAGGAAACCUAACCGAAGAAGAUGCUGUCUUCAUGGAGAAAGAAAGCCAGCUAGCUAUGGCAUGGCUAGACGAUAACCCUGACUGCUUAAGGGAAGAGUUUGAAAGGAAAUUGACAGAGCUCAUGCGCCGCUGGUCUGUAAUAAUGAAAAAGUUAUCUGAUAUGUUGAAACACCGCGCUAAGAGGCAGAGAAGUGAGACAUAUCAGAAAGAAAUUAAUGAGCAUGGGGCAACUACAAUCGAAGAGGUGCAUGAACAUGAAUUUGAGGCUACUAUUUAAGUUAUUAAGACCUCCACGAAAAUGACAUACUCUAAUGUAUAAGUCUAGAGGAUGUAAUUUUCAAAAGGCCAUCGUCUUUUUAAAACGAUAAUUUAAUUUUGGACAACUUUUUAGAAAUUAUUGCUUUUAAAUAUGAAAUUCAAAAGGCCGUUUAAAAAGGAAUUGGUAAAUUCUUCAGAAAUUAUUGAUUUUGAAGAUGAAAUUUAUGGAUGUGGUCAAUUUGAAUCAGUUUUUAUUUAGAUAUAAGUUCGAAUGUUCUAAAAAUGGCUUCGAUAUUUUUGUGAAUAUCUUGGUGAUUUUAAUACUUUUUUGUGUUUAGAUUUAAUUUUCUAGAAUGUUCCACCGAUAUCUUGAUGGUUCCGGAAUGUUCAAAGUUGAUUGCGGACCAGGAAAAGUCGUUACGCAUAUUUAUGGCAGUAUGACUCGCAGAAUAAUCUUUGAUUAAUAUUUAAUGCUAAAUGGCACAAACCCAAAAAAAUUAAACAAAUACAAAAUCUAGGUAAUUUGUAGAAGAUAUAACUGCACGUGCAUUUAGUUAGUAUUCCUUUGCCUAUUAAUAAUAUUAUUUGCUUUUAGAUUUUUUAAAAAUGUCAACAAGGUAUUAAAUUAAAGUAAAAUUUAGUAAUUAUUUUUUUAUUAACAAACUGCCUAAGCAACAAAAACUGCCAUAAAAAGCAUGAAAGAAUGGCUUAUUAUCUGCCUCUUUUUUUACUCAUGUUGAUAUUUUUAUAGUGUUAAUAAUUUGCCGCCAUUUUUAUUCCCGCCUUUGUAAUAGGGCUGUGUAAUGCGUUAAUAAGCUAAAAGAUAUGUCGUAAUUUUUUUAUAAUUAGAAGGCUAGGUUUUAAUAAUAUUUGUUUUAUUACAUUUUGUACAUACCUCAUGUUAUUUUUAUUUUAAAGACAAAAUAUUAAACGGUCCUUUAUACUUUGUGUUUUAUUUAAAACCUUUUCAACUUAAUUACCAGUUGUUCCUGACAUUAGUGCCAAGAGUGAAAAAAAGUAAAUAUAAAGCUGAAGAGUUUGUUUGGUCGCACUAAUCACAGGAACUACUGGUUGGAAUUAAAUAAAUCUUUUAGUAUUAGUGUUAUGCAGUUAUUGAAGCUGCGAUAGCCUAGCUAGUUGUGGAACGAACUGUUGAGACGAAUGUCCGCAGGUUCAA